Messenger RNA from Echinococcus granulosus, 1980 nucleotides. RefSeq names its product Tubulin-specific chaperone E. The transcript is spliced from 6 exons. The record is from RefSeq and is a predicted model, not a curated record. NCBI's taxonomy places the organism in Eukaryota, Metazoa, Platyhelminthes, Cestoda, Cyclophyllidea, Taeniidae. The coding region runs from base 1 to 1980 and encodes 659 amino acids.
AUGGUGGGCGCGCUUAGAAACGUCCCAAAUCUUGCAAACAUCUACUUCGGGACGAGUACUGGACGCAUUCAAGAUGUUUCACAAUGUCUCAUUGGCUGCCGUGUAGUCAAAGAUGAGCAGUUUGGCACCAUAAAAUACGUCGGUCCCAUCGUUAGCUCUUCGGUCGUUUGGUUGGGAAUUGAUUGGGAUAAUCCCAAGAGUGGCCGUCACGAUGGAACUUUUAAGGGCGCAAAGUAUUUCAACACGCAUCAUCCCACGUCGGGAUCAUUUUUAAAGCCGGAAAAGGCGUCAUUGGGAACUAGUCUAGAGGAGGCCUUGGUCACACGUUAUGGAAUGUGCGCCGAAUGUCAAAUAAUUGCCCGUAAUCCUGCCCUUUUCCAGUCCGGUGAUGAUCCAGUCUCUGGGGUGAAAUUAGAGACUGGCGCCUCCCCAGGCCAGUUAAAGGCCACCAUGGAUAUGAGUCUGUUUGAGGCCGAGUUUAUUGGAGAUGGGGUUUCCAAACCGAGUGCGCCUUUCACUGUAGAAAUCUUUGCUAGUUCGUCAGGCGAAUUAAACAACCACCAGACUUGUGGUGCUGGUGGUGUCAUACAAAAGUUUUCUCGUCUUCGAGUCGCCUGUGUUUCCGGCAUGCCUGUGUAUCGAGGAUUGAGAAGAAACGAGAAUCUGGCUGAAGAUGUUAGAACGUUGUGGCCGGGACCUGGUGGUCAGAUGUCCGAAUACCUUGGCGCCCUUCGUGAGCUUGACUUAUCCAGCUGUCUUAUCUCCAAAUGGGUCGAAGUCGCUAGUAUCUGCAGUCAGUUGCCAGCGCUGUUGAAGCUGAAUGUGGGAUUCAACCGUUUGAGAUUGCCGCCAACAGCAGAAAACGAACUUUUUGGACUUCCUGAGGUGGAGCGUCGUUUGCUACUGGAUAUCGACGUCGAUGUUGCAGUGGCUGAAGAAUUGUGCUCCUCGGCUUUCCCCUCUCUCACUCGCCUCGCGGCCGUCCAUAUGCCCGCAGAAAAAGACGGUGGAACACCUUUUGGCUGGAGUGAAAUAACGCGCAUUCUAGGUUGGAUGCCAUCCUUGAAGGAAGUUUGCAUUGCUUAUAACGAGUUCGGGGAUCUCCCUGAUCCUUCCAUGGGGAUCGGAUUUUGCCUGGCCGAGCUAUUACAAAAACUUACAGAAGUAGAUUUGACCGGAACGGGACAAAGUAGUUUCACACUCAUCUUUUCCACGUUGGGUCGGUCGACCAGGCUAACUAGCCUUGUUCUUAACGUGAAUCGAAUUAGAGAAGUGCAUCUGCCUCGAGAUGUCGUUCUUUUUCCCUCAAUGACCCAAUUGGCUAUCCGCGAUAACCUCAUCAGCGACUGGAAAUCUGUGAAUGCCAUGGCUCAACUUCCUUCUCUUACCAACCUUAUUAUCUCCCAAAAUCCCAUUUUUGCUAGCACUACGCCAGAAACGGCGCGACAAGAGCUGAUUGCUCGUCUGCCGAGGCUGAAGUCUCUCAAUCGGCAGGAAAUUGAACGUGAUGAACGGAGGGGGGCUGAGCUGGAUUUCUUGAAACGCUAUGGAAAGGUCUGGGCCGAAACUGAGAGACAAGACGAAGAAGCGAGGCGUGCGUUCAAAGAGGAGUAUCCUGGGUUUGAACAACUCUGCGAGAAAUACGGUGCUCCUGAGUCCGGUGAAACAAAGAGCGUAGUCCAUGCGUUAAAGGAGAGCCUGGUAGAGCUGACGAUAACUUGCGAACCCCCGAUGGCAGCCAUGAGUCCACGCGAGGUAGUAAAGCGGCUCCCGGCCCGCAUGACGGUGAACCACCUGCGGAGCCUGGUCCGCCGCCUAUUUCGCCUCCCCACCACCGCUGCCAUUGACCUCGUGACGUGGGGUGCGCAACCCGGAUUCGACGAAGUCGAGGUGCCGCUGGACUCUGACACCCGGGAACUCGGCUUCUUCGGCGUCGUUAGCGGUGACCGACUGGUUGCCCGAUGGUCGCCAGAGUCGUAG